GCAGGGAGGGAGGAGCGACGCAUAUGACACGACUUGCCUGCAUCUGCCUGAUCGGGCAGCCGUGAGCAGCGCGCCGAACGAGGGCCGACAUCUUUUCUGUUCUUCGCACCGGAGCAGCCGGCCACGGCGUGCAUGCGUGCCACAUCGAUCACGCUCGUUUGGAAAUGCGAAAUGCUUGCGCCCGAUUGUCCCUCCUCGGGCGCGUGAGACACCUGUUCCACGCUGCGACUGUUCCAACUUCGCCGACGCUGUCAUGGCUCCGGCUGUUGCCUGCCGAUUCUAGCGCGGUUUGCGCUUCUUCCAGUGCCGUGACGCCUAUCGAAGCUCCAGUCUAACGGGGCCAGUCCGAGUCGUACAUCCAGUGAUAUCGGCUUCGUUGCGAGUGCUCACCGACCAGCGUACAACGCCGGCGCCUCACAAGUGAACCCAGCGGCUGCGACGCGUACCCUUCGGCUCGCAUAUUUGGCUCUCAGCAUUCGUCAGUUCAGUGGUAGUGAAGUUGUCUCGAAUUUACGACUUCGGGUCAAAGCUCGCGUGUGUGGUUGUGCCUCACUUUCUGUUUGUGUGGUGUUCGUGUCUUUAUUUGUUCUUUGCGCGUGCGUGAUACAGACGGGGCCAGUGAGCGGCCGUCACUUCGCGAGUGCCCGUCGUAGAUACACACGCGUGCGUGUUCCGUGCCGUUGCGAUGGAUACGCCGGACAACAAGCAGCAGGGAGGCAAGCCCGGCUCGGUGACGUCCUCCAUCCAGUCUGCCUUCAAGGUCAUGAUGAACAAGCACAUAUCAUGGCCCUGGUCACCGCGCCUCGUCUACCACGUGAACCCAAGCGACUCCGUGACACUGUGUACGCUGGGCAUCGGCACUGCGUUCGGCGAGUCCGUGCUCGACAACAGCCCCCACAGUGCCACCGUGGUCACCAACGAGUACUGCGAGCUGCUGAGGAUCGAGCAGAGGGACUUUCGAUCCAUCUGGGAGCGGAACAGGCACCUCAUGGAGGACAUCGUGUCUCCGCUGAGCACUCUUCGCACCAUAUCAAGUUCGACGCGGCGGCGAGAGAGCCGGGCGCAGUCGAACGGCACCCUGCGCACCAUCCCGCCUCCUGCGGCGUCGACGGCAAAGCCACCCGCAGCCGAACCAGCACCGCUGCCGUCACGUCAUCCGCCGUCGCCCACCGAGCCGUUCCACACCAAUCGGCUACUCGUGUCGCAGCCGACGGCCCAGGUGCACCGGGCGGGAUGGGUUCUGCGCACGCUGCUGCUGUUCCAGGCGCCCCAGCUGGUGCGCGACCGCAAGUACCACAUGCGCCACUUCAAGCGAUGCAUGGUGGGCACCGAGAUGGUCGACUGGCUGCUCCAGGUGCCGGCCACCCACGUGCGCCUUAACUCGCGCGCACAGGCAGCCGGCAUGUGGCAGGUCCUACUCGAAGAAGGAGCUAUCAACCACGUGACGCGCGAGCACCAGUUCAAGGACAAGUACAUGUUCUACCGGUUUCGCGAGGACGAGGAGGAGCCCACCAAGUUGCCCACGUCCGAAGACCGAGCGCAGGCCGAGGAGGAGCUGCAGGACGUGCUCCUGCUGCUCAUGCAGCUCACGCCGGACGCCGUGCUGCGCAUGAUACUGCGGAAGCCGCCCAUGGAGAGGACCCUCGACGAUCUGGACCUUAUCUACGAAGAGCUGCUUCACAUCAAGGCCCUUUCGCACCUCUCCAACAGCGUCAAGCGCGAACUCUACGGGGUGAUGAUCUUCGAGUCGCACCCUAAAGCCGGAACUAUACUCUUCAACCAAGGUGAUGAGGGCAAGUCGUGGUACAUCAUACUGCGGGGCUCCGUCAACGUUGUAAUCUACGGCAAGGGCGUCGUGUGCACUCUGCACGAGGGAGACGACUUCGGCAAGCUGGCGCUCGUCAACGAUGCACCACGCGCGGCGACCAUAACGACUCGCGAAGACAACUGCCACUUUCUGCGCGUCGACAAGGAAGACUUCAACCGCAUCCUGAGGGACGUGGAAGCGAACACGGUGAGAUUAAAAGAACACGGCCAAGAUGUUCUACUGCUGCAAAAGAUACCAGCUGACGCAAGAAACACUAAUGGGGCGCAUUCGCAUUACAAAUAUAUGGUCAUGGCCGGCACGCCGCAGAAGAUGUUGGAACAUUUAUUAGAAACUCGAAUAGACACAAGAACAGAAGAAUCCUCAGGUAUAUACUUUUUAGAAGAUUUCCUGCUAACUCACGUCAUAUUUAUGCCAAGUCAUCAGCUGUGCCCCGAACUCAUGAAGCACUAUCGAAUCGAUCUUGCGAAUUCGAGGCAGGAAAAAGAGUUCAUUCUCGCUAACAAAAGACGGGUUGUGCAAUUCGCCAACAGCUGGGCGCUCACUGUCCGGGAAGCCUUUUUCGAGGAUCCAGUCAUCCAGGCUUUUGUAGACGAACUCCUAAAGGCGGUCAAAGAGGACAGCACCAAGUACGCAGGCUGCCUGCAGGAGGAGCUCAGGACAAUGACGAGGAUCAUGGACUUGCAGGAAAAAUACGUGAAAGAGCACGAGUGCGCGGCGCCGCAGCGUUGGAAAGUGGGCCCCUUCGGCCACAUCCGUCACCUGUCGUCCGGGAGCACGACGUCUGAGGACACGGUCGACGUGCAUCGGCCCAUCAAGCCCAAUGAUGAGAUAAUCUUUAGGGUAUACUGUGCCGACCACACAUACACCACACUCAAGACUGCGGUGAGUGCAACAGCCGAGUUUAUCAAGAGAAACGCUGCCGAAAAGUUGAGCCUCAAGGAUGACCUGGUGCUGGUUGAAGUGAAAUCUUCAGGAGAACGUAUCGCAUUCAAGGACUCUGAGGUGAGCGUACCGACCGGUCUGAGUAUCAAUGGAAGAGUCUUCAUUUCGCCGGCAGAUCACCUGGAUGCCCUCACGCCUCUGAGCGAACAAGAGGGCCCGGCGGAAGGGACAGGUGCACUUCUGGAGACACUCAGCUCGCACGACAUCGCCUACCACAUGUCCCUCUACGACUGGCAUCUAUUCUCAUGCAUACACGAGUACGAGCUCAUAUACCAGGUGUUCGGAAGGCAUCAAUUCCGGAAAAUUAUGUCGAACCUGGACGUGUUCCAGCGGAGGUUCAACGAGGUUCAGUUCUGGGUCGUCACUGAGAUGUGCCUGGCGAAUACACUCAGCCGGAGAGUUGCACUUCUGCGGAAGUUCAUCAAAAUCGCUUCACACUGCCGUGAGUACCAGAACUUGAACGCGUUCUUCGCCAUCGUCAUGGGAUUGAGCAACGUGGCCGUGAGCCGGCUGAGUCAGACCUGGGAACGACUGCCAGGAAAAGUGAAGCGCACCUUUGCUGAAUUUGAAACGCUCAUCGAUCCAUCGCGAAACCAUCGGCGGUACCGCGUGGCUGUAUCCAAGGUGCAGCCGCCGCUGGUACCCUUCAUGCCACUUCUGCUGAAGGACAUGACCUUCUGCCAUGAAGGCAACAAAACCUACAUCGAUGGGCUCGUCAACUUUGAGAAAAUGCACAUGAUUGGUCAGACACUCCGGUCACUGAGGCACUCAAGAAGCCAAAGACUAAAUUUGGAGCCACCACCACCAGGAAAGGCCCAGCAAGAUGUUCGAGAGUAUAUAAGAACACUCAAGGUGAUCGACAAUCAGAGAAGGCUUACACAACUCUCGCAUGCUUUGGAGCCACGGCGGCCCUGAAGAUGAAGCUGCAGUCUUAAUUUAUUCAGACUUGGCAUGAAAUGCUAGCCAUGAUCUAUGAGACGUCAUUGUUCUCAGCUUCUCUUGGAACUCAUUGUUAACAUUGUAGUUUAGGUGUAAAUGCAAAAACUCUUCACAUGGUGCAUACAGAAUUGUGUUAUAUAUACAAGAUGAGUUAAGAAGGCAGUGAAGACCAAUCGUCCAUUUAGAAAAAAAAAGCCACUUGCCAGCAUAUGGAGAGCUAAAGGUUAAUUGAAAAGGGGCAGGAGGAGGAGAAUGAGUGCAGCUGUCACUACAACCGCUGCUGUCAUGGCUGCAUUACUACUACAUUCAGACUUUUCCUGAUGGUUGUUGCCUCAACACUCUGCUGUUGAAGUCUGUUUAUGGUUAUUUUCCCAAUGCUCAGUGUUCUCCACCAGGUGUGAGGGGAAAUGGCAAAGAUACCGGAAGCUUGUAAAGCUUCUCAAAAUGCAGUUAAGAAGCUUUGUUGAGUUUGAGUAGAUCAGCAAAGUGUGCAUUCGUAAGAAA
Rhipicephalus microplus (southern cattle tick) is the source of this 4213-nucleotide messenger RNA. RefSeq names its product Exchange protein directly activated by cAMP (gene Epac). NCBI's taxonomy places the organism in Eukaryota, Metazoa, Arthropoda, Arachnida, Ixodida, Ixodidae. Gene Ontology annotation, cellular component: plasma membrane. The record is from RefSeq and is a predicted model, not a curated record. Gene Ontology annotation, molecular function: guanyl-nucleotide exchange factor activity. Gene Ontology annotation, biological process: Ras protein signal transduction.